AUGCCGGGGCCACCGGUGCCGCCGGAGAACGCGCCGCCUGAUGCGCCGGCGGCGGCGGGCGGCAGCAGCGGCGAGCACCUCCGCGGCCACGCGCACCUGACCAACUGCAUCCACCUGCGCCACCACCACGCGCACGCCGGCGCCGCGUCCGGCCGGAGGCGCAGCCCCACCACGGGCGACUCCUCCGCCACGCUGAUGCGGGACCUCCUCUCGAUGCAGCGCUCCCGCUCGCUCCGGGACCCCUCCACCCGCCGCUCCGUCGACUCCGCCUCCAACAGGCUGGCCGCCGACCCCGGCGACCCGCCCGGCCGCGGGGCGCUCAAGACCCUCCUCGACCAGCUCGCGGAGGACGCGCUGCAGCCCAGGCCCGCCCGCCGCCCGCGCCGCCGGUUCAAGCGCGGCCAGGGCCGCCGCGCCGCCGCCGACGCCGCCCUAGAUCGCCCCGCGGCCGCCGCCUUCUCCGCCAACUCCAGCUCCCAGGAGGCCGUCUGCGGCAACAAGUACUUCUUCGGCGCCGGCGGAGGCGGCGACGACGACGGCAGCGAGGAGAUGCAGCAGCGCCCGCGCCCGCACCCGCAGGCGUCGCAGGACUCGCGCAGCGUCUGCGGCAUCCCCUGGAACUGGUCGCGCCUCCACAACCGCAGCAGGUCCAUCCUCGACACGGCCGGCCGGAGCCUCUCCUGCGGCCUCUCCGACCCCAGGGCUCCACCGGCGGCGCGGAGGUCCGAGGCCGCCACCUCCGCCGGCUCCUGCGGUGGCGGCGGCUACAUGAACGGGUCGCGCUCGCAUCCGCACUUCCCGGUGACCGCGAGGCUGACCUCCUCCAACAGCUCCGACUCCGACUCGCUGCCCCUGCUCGGCGAGGGCGCGCGCAGUCGGACUGGCAUCCGUGGCAUUUCCAGGAGCUUCUCGGGGGAGCUCGGGAUUUUCUCCAACCAGAGCAGUGAGUUCGAUUCCGACCUCAUGUCGGAGGCGCGGUCCGGGCAGAAGUCGCAGCGUGGCCGGCACCGGAGCCUCACGCAGAAGUAUGCGCCGAGGACGUUCAAGGACGUCGUCGGGCAGAGCUUGGUUGUGCAGGCGCUGUCCAAUGCCAUUCUCAAGAGGAAGAUCGGGUCCGUCUACGUCUUCUACGGGCCGCACGGCACAGGCAAGACGUCCUGCGCUCGGGUGUUCGCGAAGGCGCUGAAUUGCCACUCCGCCGAGCACCCAAGGCCCUGCGACACAUGUGCGUCGUGUAUCGCGCACAACCUCGGCAAGAGCAGGAGUUUGGUGGAGAUCGGGCCUGUUGGUAACAUUGACCUGGACAGCAUUGUGGAUAUCCUUGACAAUGUGAUGCUUUCGCCGCUACCGGCUCAUCACAGGGUGUUCAUAGUGGAUGACUGCAACACGUUGCCGCCUGAUACCUGGAGUGUCAUAUCGAAGGUUGUCGAGCGCGCGCCUCGGCGUGUGGUUUUUAUCCUCAUCAGCCCCAAUCUCGAGCUCCCACAUAUAAUCAUGUCGAGGUGCCAAAAGUUCUUUUUCCCGAAGCUGAAGGAAUGCGACAUAGUCAACACUUUGCAGUGGAUUUGUACCAGCGAUGGCCUGGAUGUUGAUAGAGAUGCAUUGAAACUUAUUGCUUCCCGGUCGGAUGGGUCAUUGAGGGAUGCACAGAUGACCUUGGAUCAGUUGAGUUUGCUUGGGCAGAGAAUUUCAAUCUCACUUGUUCAAGAACUUGUUGGCUUGGUUUCUGAUGAUAAAUUGGUAAAUUUGCUUGAUUUGGCACUAUCUGCUGACACUGCCAACACAGUGAAAACUCUACGCGAUAUUACUGAAACAGGUGUUGAGCCUUUGUCGCUCAUGUCUCAACUUGCCACAAUAAUAACUGACAUCCUUGCUGGCGCUUACACAUUCACACAAGGAGGAGUUCGAAGAAAAUUCUUCAAACGUCCAACAUUAUCAAAGGAGGAUAUGGAAAAGCUGCGCCAGGCCUUGAAAACACUCUCAGAAGCUGAAAAACAGUUGAGGGUCUCCAAUGAUAAGAUGACCUGGCUUACAGCUGCUCUGCUUCAGCUUGCUCCUGAUAAACAAUAUACACUGCCGAGUUCAUCCACAAGUACAAGUUUUAACCAGGGUCUGCCUAACUGCCACGAGGGGUACAUAGCAAGAAACUCUACUACAGAUAAUAACGAGAUAUAUGCCGGCCCCCUUGGUUACAAUGGUGGAAGGAGAGCCAGGGAACAUACACCAGAUGGCUACAAGCUGUCAACAAGUGCUACCAGAGUGAAUGAAGGAUCGAAAUGUAGCAGACCUGACAAUGAGAUGAUUUGGCAAGCUGUUCUGGAGAUUGUUCAGUCAGAUUCCCUGAGAAGAAUGAUGGCUCAGGAGGGGCGGAUUAUUUCUGUCAGCCUUGGCACAGCACCAACUGUACAGUUAAUGUUCAGCUCUCAUGUGAAUAAGUCCAAAGCUGAAAAAUCCAGGGGACAAAUUAUGCAAGCAUUUGAGUCUGUUCUUUCUUCUGCUAUAAUACUUGAAAUCCGGUAUGAAUCGGAGGAGGAUGGAGGAGGUGUUCCAGCUAUUUUACCUUACCACGAGGAUACCUCUUCUAAUAUCGCUUUAAGGAGGUCUUUCACGAAACAUAGUUCAGUUUCUUCUGGAGGUGAGAUUAUUGAAGUGGGUCCUUCUCAAAUGGAAUGGUACGACGAACCAGAUACUGGUCUUGUUGCCACAGAUAAAAGAAGACAAAGUGUACGGGAAGCAGCAGCUUUGUCAUCGCAAGACCAAGAAAAUAUAGGCCCUCGAGGAGGAAUGAAUGUGAAUAAUGAACAUGAUCGACAAAGGAACAUAGUAAGAGGUAAGGUGUCUCUUGCUCAUGUUAUCAAUAGGGCGGAAGGUUGUUCUCAACAUGGAGGCUGGCCGAGACAAAAAGCCAUGUCAAUAACGGAAAAGCUCGAGCAAGAGAAUUUGAGAUUGGAGCCUAGGUCAAGUCUACUUUGUUGGAAAGCUUCAAGCACUACUAGACGGAAGCUCUCAGCAUUGAAGAUCAGGACGCGAAGAUCACAAGCUCUAUCAAGGCUCGUCUUGUGCGGAAGGUGCAUUUCCGUGAAAUCUCCAAGAUAACAUUCUGACUGGCCUGGAGGUCCACCAGAUUUACAUGUAGCUAACUCAUCUCUGUGGUUUAUUCUCUGUAAUUGUAGCAAUCUGUAAGAAUGUAGGUUAUUCUGUGCAUCGUUUAACAUGUACUCCCAGAGGAAUGAAAGAAACUGCCAGAACAAAAAUGUCCAUUUUGUUCUCCUGAAUAUAUUUGAAUGCCAACAUCAACAAUUGCCACGC
Messenger RNA from Lolium rigidum, 3309 nucleotides. Its product is annotated as protein STICHEL-like 4. The coding region runs from base 1 to 3096 and encodes 1031 amino acids. The transcript is spliced from 7 exons. The record is from RefSeq and is a predicted model, not a curated record. Gene Ontology annotation, molecular function: DNA clamp loader activity; DNA binding; DNA-directed DNA polymerase activity. Gene Ontology annotation, biological process: DNA-templated DNA replication; DNA repair. NCBI's taxonomy places the organism in Eukaryota, Viridiplantae, Streptophyta, Magnoliopsida, Poales, Poaceae. Gene Ontology annotation, cellular component: nucleus; DNA replication factor C complex; DNA polymerase III complex.